Molecule: messenger RNA, 6057 nt
Organism: Anopheles cruzii
Lineage: Eukaryota; Metazoa; Arthropoda; Insecta; Diptera; Culicidae
Gene: cnc
Product: segmentation protein cap'n'collar
Exons: 10
Coding region: 1-4278 (1425 amino acids)
Biological process (GO): regulation of transcription by RNA polymerase II
Cellular component (GO): nucleus
Molecular function (GO): DNA-binding transcription factor activity, RNA polymerase II-specific; RNA polymerase II cis-regulatory region sequence-specific DNA binding
Source: RefSeq, a predicted model, not a curated record
AUGUUGACAACAAAGAAGAUGUUUACCGAGCACCUGCUGACGCUGGUGCUCACGCUAAGCUUGCUACGGGUUGAUCCCGAAAACUACCUCGAUCUGCACUGGAGUGCCGGUGGUCGGCUUGCCGGCGUCGGCGAUGGCGACUGGCAAUUGGAACCGCUGGCCGCGCCGCUUUACUCGAACCGAUCGUACGUGAGCCGGAAGUUUCUGCCACCGAUCAUCGAAGAUCUGUCACGCUUCGAGCAGCCCUUUAUCGAGCCCAAUUACCGUGGCUUGCAAACGUACCUGCUGAACAUUCAGGCAGCCGAGGAUACCACAUCAUCUACCGGCAGUGGCGGUGUCGGAGGAGGAGGGGGAGGCGGUGGAACAAUUGUCGAAGAAAGGCCACCGUCUCCACUGCCAGCGGGAGGCGGGACGACGAUGCCUAACGCUCACAAUGUCACCGUUUCACCUGUGUUGGCCAAUGUGCUAACAAAUUUCGAUGUUGAUGCUGAAGACAUUUUCCUCAACGGCGAUCUGUUCGUAGAAAGCACUUCGGUGAUAGAGCAGAAUAUGGCAGAUUUGAGCGAUUACGAUACAAUCUUGCUGGAGAAUCCGACUGCGAAAUUCGACCCCGGAGCGGUGGUGCACGAUAUCGAAGAUACCAUACUCAGGGCCCGGUCGUUAAUGAACUCGGCGAAUGAGUUCAUGAAAAAGGAGGACCCAGAAGAGGCCGCCGCCGCCACAACCAGUUCCUCGACAACAUCCGAUGCAACGCGAAUGGUUGGCGCUGCGGUCAAUCAAACGCAUCGGCGACACGAUCAUGGCGAACAGGAACAGGGUGCUAUUAAGGAUCCUCCGGCUGCGUUCAAUCGCAGCGAUCGCGCGAAUACGCAGCAGAAACACUUAGUGAGCACAGAUUUGGACAGUGAAGAUGAGGAGAAAUGUUGCCCUUCGUCCGAUAAAAGUGAACCAAAAAGCCCCCUGCCAAACGGUGGCCCAGCGCAAGACCUAACGCAAGAGGAAAUGGAUCUAAUCGAAGUGCUCUGGAAACAAGAUGUCGAUCUUGGAUUUACCCUGACGAAUGCCGCCAUCAGCACAGCCAACGGCAGAGACACGGCACACUCGUCGAUUGCCGAUGGGGCCGCUGCUAGCAUCAAACCCGACAGUGAUGACGAUUUGGAGAAGCUGAAAGCCUUGCUCGAGAUAAAAAAUGACAAGAACAUCGAUGGAGAAAAGCAACGCGAUGUCGCGGAUGACAGCAGCCUGGCUGACCCCUGGGCUGGAUUAUCGUACACGAUUGACACGGAAACGGGCGAGUACGUGCUUAACAGUUCGGACAUCGACAACAGUCUGCCACCACCGUUGGCGGAUUUAUUUCUGGCCGAAGGUUUAACACUUCCGGAUCUCGGCGGAUCAGUGGAGGAGACUAUUGGCGAAAUAAAAUCGAACGAUUGCGGGGACGAUCAGCCAACGGACGGCGAGCAAGAUCCGGAGAUCGCCGAGGUUCAUCGCAUCGAGCAGGAAUUGCAGGUUUCGGUGGAAGAAAUUUGUCUCGGUUCCACAUCGCCUGCCGGGUGCAGCGGUUUGUUGAGUGACACCGACGAUAUUGCCGGCGUUGGCGAGGACCAAGCAUCGGUGGCUGCGGCAACGGCAGCGGAAGCCCUCGACGACGACGGCCCUCCGGCAACCGAUGAACUAGAGGAUUUGCUCUGCGAUAUGAUGAUACAAACGUCGCCUCACUUCCAACAUUCCCGCCAGAACACGCAAGGCUAUGGCCACGGUAUGAGCAGCUUCCGCCAGCCGACGGCCGGUGGCGCUGGCUACCACCACCAUCACCACCAUCAUCACCACCAUCAUCAACAGUCCCGUGUGCCGUUGAGCCGAGCGGUUUCGAUGGAGCAACGCUGGCAGGACCUGGCGAACCUCCUCAGCUUCCCACCGGGUAUGGGCGUCGGAAUGGGGGUCGGCGAUAUGGCACCUUCGCAUCCGUCGCACGCCCAUGCCCAUUACCCGGCACACUAUCCCUCGUAUCAGCCAAGUGGUGGGCUAGGCUCCCAGCACGGUCAGUACCACCACCCGUCGCACCCCGCCGUACUGCAGAAUGCAUCGCUGGCCGAUAUCUCACCGGCCCAGCCACACUACGGCGCGAACCUGGGCUCGGCCGUCUCCACCAGCAUGCAUCUGACGAACUCGACGUCCGAGACCGAUGCCGGCACGUCGGGCUACAAAAUGGAUCCGGAGAUGAUGUACUACUCGAACGGCACGGCGUCGGAAAUGAAUCACACCGAUGGGUUUUUGAAUUCCAUUCUGAACGACGAGGACCUGCAGCUGAUGGACAUCGCCGUCAACGAAGGUAUGUACACCAUGCGCAUGCUGGAGCACAACGGCACCGGAGGUGCCGGAGGUGGGGCCCCCAACGCGUCGAUGCUGGGCGCCUCGAACCUGAUGGGCCACAGCGGUGGCCAUCACCUGCCCUCACUGAUGGCCGGUGGUGGUGCUGGUGGUGGCGGCAAUCUGCACAGCGCCAUGAACGUCAGUGCACUAGUCAACGGAUCGGCGGCCACCGGCGCCACGUCCGCAUCGUCCGGCGGUGCGACGGCCGGUGGCACAACGGCCGGUGGUUCGGGAACACCGGGCGAUCGGUUGGAUGCGUCCAGUGACAGUGCCGUCAGCUCGAUGGGUUCCGAGCGGGUCCCGUCGCUGUCGGACGGCGAGUGGGGCGACGGUGGCAGCGACAGUGCCCAGGAGUACCACAACGGGAAGUACGGGGGACCGUUCGAUUACAGCUACAACCAAACGAAUGGGGGGCCAGCGGGCCACCGAAUGGGCGAGCACGGCUCACGGCAGGCGCCGCCGGUGGCCCAGAAGAAGCACCACAUGUUUGCGAAGCGCUACUUCCAGGAACAGAACACCACCGUUCCGGCGAUCCAACAUCCUUCGCCAUCCAAUCCCGGGGCUCCGGGUGGGCCGAAUGCGCCCGGUGCAGCCAACGCCACGGCCGGCGGUAUCGACGGUGCUGGUGGUGGAGGCGGAGGUGGUGGCGGAGGGGGAGGUACUGCUGCCGGCGUGCUGCUACCGACGGCCAUUAAGUACGAGUACGAUUACAUGAGCGUGGUCGGUGCCACGCCGUCCACCAUCGGAACCGGGUUGGAUGUUCCGACCAAACAGGAAGAUCAUUCGCAGCACUCGCACCUGCAGCAGCAGCAGCACCAUCAUCACCACAAUGGAACGCACCUGGAGGCCACAUCCGGGGCGGCUGCUGCAGCAGCAGCCGCCGCUGCCGCCGCAUCGGCCCUGACCGACAUGAAGUACCCGUACGGGCUUGAUUUCCCCGCCCGGAGUCACCACUCGGCCGCGAUGGGCCGCUCGCCGCUGCAGCCACCGGAAAUGGUGCACCACAACCACACGUACACGCUCCCGUACGGUCCGUCGUCGGUCCCAGCAACCGGGGGCAACCAUUCGGCGGGUGCCAUCAAGUCGCAUUCGCGUGACAGGCAGCGCGGUAGCAGUGGCCGGAAGGCGGAAGAGGAGCACCUGACGCGCGAUGAGAAGCGGGCGCGGGCACUGCAGAUUCCGAUUCCGGUGCAGGACAUCAUUAACCUGCCGAUGGACGAGUUUAACGAGCGGCUGUCGAAGUACGAUCUGAGCGAAACCCAGCUUUCCCUCAUCCGGGACAUCCGGCGGAGGGGCAAGAACAAGGUGGCGGCCCAGAACUGCCGGAAGCGCAAGCUCGACCAGAUCGUCACGCUGGCGGACGAGGUGAAGGACAUGAAGCAGCGCAAGGAGCGGUUGCUGCGGGACCGCGAGAUGGUCCUGUCCGAGCACAAGCGCAUCCGGGACAAGUUUUCGGUGCUCUACCGGCACGUCUUUCAGAAUCUGCGCGAUGCCGAUGGAAGCCCGUACUCGCAGGAACACUACAGCCUGCAGCAGAGUGCCGAUGGUGCGGUGGUGCUGGUGCCGCGCAACUCGGAACGCCCGACCACGAACGGGCUAGGUGGCGGCUCGGCGACGCAGCAUUCGGCCAACGGCCAACACCAUCCGCAUCAUACGCACGCGCUCCAUCACUCACACCUGCACCACCAGCACGCACACCUGCAGCACCACAUGCCGCACCAUGGCAUGGUCGGUGGGGCCGGUGGGCCGACCAGCACCAUGAACAGUGCCAGUAGCGGCGGUGGCGGCGGCAGCAGUAGCAGCAACAGCAACAGUAACGGUUCCGUCGGUGCUGGUGGCAGUAGCAAUGGGGCCGGUUCCCUCAACGGAACGACGGUGCACCAGCAGCGUUCCGCGAAGGAGUAGUGCCACUUUGGGGCGUGUGGCGCUUUUUGCUGGAUUCCUUAGCUCCGGGUUGGCCGCGACAACCCGUAGGGGCCACCCAUUUUUAUCUCUCAUCCCUGUCAUUGGCUUUAUUCACAGUCCGAUCCGAUGCCGAGAUCUCUCUCUCUUGGGAGGCCGGCCAAUCGCCCCAAUCGCAUCGCCCCAACAGGACUUUCCUGUGGAUAGCUGUUUGCUCUAUGAUAUGUUUGGCGGCGGCGCCGCAGCAGCGUGAUAGAGGCCCCCUACCGAGGCCAAUCAGACUGAUCAGACUGGCGGAGAGUGAUGGCGGAGGCUGCUGCGAUGAACUCUCGCCCCAGGCGUCCUCCUUGUGUGCGUACGAACAUUCCCCCUUCCCCUCCGUUAGGCAGCAACGGAAACGGGGAAUAGUCGGUCGGCGAUGGUUGCUGAUGGGUGCACCAUGGUAACGCAGGAGGAAAACAAACAAAACGGUGACGGCAACUAGAAUCGAUCCCCAUGCAGUCAGCUCCAGCUCUCGCUCUCUGACUCCGCACAAGGACAGUACAACUGAACACUGCUAUGCAGCAGGGACACACGCAGGGAGGACGGGGGGUCGUUGCAGAUUGGGGCGCUGGGUUGUAAUCUUUUUUAUCGGCUGCCGCACGCUAACCAGCAAAUGCAGCGCAACCUUAGUGUUGCUUGCCUGGUUAGCAACGGAGUAACGGUUGCUAUGCGCGAACUAAACUUAAAAGCUAUGACUAGUACUCUUGUAAUUACUACUGCUACUACUACCUACCACCAUUACGGCAACAGAAAGUAAAGUUUAAGCUUAUGCGCGACUGUUGCUGCAGCUACGCCGCCAACGCCGGGUGAUGAUGUGAUGGAUAAAUUCGUAAUUAACAUUAAUAUUAUUAUUUUGUACAUAAAAAAAACACACACACGUGCAGGUGACAAAGUUAGGCGCUUUCCACAGAAUGCUGGUGCGAUUAAUUAAUUUUGUAAAGCGUUUGCACACACAAACACACAAAGUCCUGCGCCUGCAAUAGCGAACUAGUUUAUGAUUCCUUAUGAAACACCCAAACCCUAGCACAGUAAGGCAGAAAAUGGAGUGAAUAGUAUGUGUUGGUAAAGAAGGAGUUGUAAAGUACAUCUCAGCAGAUUUGGAUUGAACAGGAUAAUUUACAGUUACUAAUCGGUGGAGAGAAUUUAGGUUGUAGUCGAGCUUUAAUAAGUAACCCAGGUCAGGUCAGAGAGGGUCAGAACGCUAACACGCGCUGGCCAAGGUGGCACGAAACCGAGAGGAUGUAAAAAUAUGUGUAACCAACGUAAAACAAAACCUUACAGCUGCCGCGGGGUGCCGCAGGGUUGUUUGUAGUGAAGCAUUUUGUCAGCCACCCAUUGUCAAACGCUACUAUUUAUUUGAUUUGCUCAGUUUUUUGUGCAACAACAAUAACAACAGCUACAACGAUAUACUUAUAGUGCUAGCUUCUAAGGUUCUGUGAGAAAAAUCGCAACAAACCCGAACGAACAUGAACAUAAUAUGUAGCACCAAAAACCAAAUGGCGGCGCGCCAUUCAUUUUCGACUACAUGUUGCGCACCACCCGGCACCCGGCACCCUCUCUCCGCGAUCGGGAGCGAAGGAUUAUCGUAAUAUUGCUGUGGAUGUUUUGUUUUUCGUCUUAUCGUUUUUUUUUCUUCUAUAGUUUUUGGUUGUUCUUGUAAGCUUUGGAUUGCGGAAAACAAAAAAAAUAUAUAGAAUCAGUAAGAAUGGAAUACAUUUAUAUCUUACUUCGUUGUGUACA